Messenger RNA from Lachancea dasiensis, 1176 nucleotides. Lineage: Eukaryota; Fungi; Ascomycota; Saccharomycetes; Saccharomycetales; Saccharomycetaceae. The record is from the annotation of a GenBank genome assembly.
AUGCUUCAGGCGUUUCUUGACACAGGCUCUGCGUUCUGUGUGCUUACGACGCCAAUACUAUUGUUUAAAAUCAAACCGGAGCUGAGAGAAGACCCACAGUCUUAUUACAGAAGUGAAGAAUACUUAUGCCAGCCUAACCCAGUUUUAUCAGCAGAAAGAAUAUGCCUUUGAUUAAUGAUCAGGAAGAGUAUGCUGAAAUCGUUAGCACGGCCAGUGAAUUAUUACGUAACAAUGACCACAAAUACACCAACAAAUUAUUCUAAUCAUUGGCACCCAUGCAAAUUCCGUUAUUUCAUCCCAGCAGACUGAUCUGGAGGUUACUCGCGCUUGGCGGGGAAGCGCAGGGGUGGACCAAGUUUGUUUUCAUUUUAAAGCAUGCUUUAAAAGAUGGCAGCGGGGGUGCUCAUUCUUUCAUGGACCUGAGAGACCAUCUAGGUGCUAUCUCAUCUGCCUUGAAGCUAGACGGCGGAGACACUACAUUCAAUUAUCAUCAAGACCAAGAAAUAGUUAAAAAUAUCCCACCGUCUAUAGACCAAGUCUUGGAUUGUGACCUCAGUUUCAGCCAGGUGGGACGUCUGGUGUUCAACUAUUUGAUCCGCACCAAUCUUGGAUAUAGCUCGUCUGCACCCAUAGGGACGCGCUGUGAAGAAUUCACCAACGGGAUCGAUCAAUCUCACAAUUGUUUCAUCAAAUUAACAUCAAGAAGGUGGAGAAGAUUAAACCUAAGCUUAAAGGUAACGUGGGAGCCUUUGGAACUGUCAACUCAUUUUUGCAAUCCUCUUGGCUCGCGACUCUAUUCAAAUUCGGCAAAGUCUUCAAUAAUUCUUUGCGGGAGUGGGGUGUGAACGUUAUGGUUGCUGUGUACAUUGCUAAAAUGAUGCCAAAUGAGGAGCUACGAGAGAACUGCAAAUAUGGGUGUAGUAUAGGAUGCACACAAUCCAAUUACCUCGUUUCGUCUCUUGCUGUGGGAGAGAGCUCCAAAAAGUUUUGAAAUUUGGUGUCCUACCACCAGGACAUAUUUUUGAAAGUAAAGCUUGCAAAAAAUAUUACAAUCAAUUGGAAAUGACGGCUUUAGCUGCUGAUCGACUAGAACGAAGACCGCGCCAGGGUUGUCUCCUCCGCAAUUUAGGGCUUUUCGAGGUAGAGAGAAAAACGCAGAAGAGCGCUUCUAUUUGA